Molecule: messenger RNA, 2230 nt
Organism: Physella acuta
Lineage: Eukaryota; Metazoa; Mollusca; Gastropoda; Physidae
Cellular component (GO): membrane
Molecular function (GO): ligand-gated monoatomic ion channel activity
Source: RefSeq, a predicted model, not a curated record
AUGCGAGAGGUCAACGCUUGUGGUUGGGACCAUUUUGUUUUGUUUACAAGUACUGAAACAGGUGAUCAACAUGUUUUGCCGUUUUUGAAGAGUUUGCCGCCAAACAGACGUCUAAUACAUUACGAGUUGCCAGAUAAGUUCGACAAUUCUGAAGAGCUAAAGCGAUUUCUAUGGGACGCCUACAGCCAAAAACAGAGCAGAAAUUUUAUUUUUGUGUCCGUAGAUCCCUCCGUGAUUCUAGCCAGUGCUCAGCGAGUGUUUGACGAGAAACAGCGAGAUGUGGGCGCUUUGAUGGCACAUGAUGCCAGAUUUCUUAUCGUUUUAAAUUCAAACCAAAUUAUAUCGUUACGUGAAUCAGUUCAAAACACAACACUGGAUAAUAUUGCCGUUUUUGUUUUAGAGGAAUCAAUGUUUAAUAUUGCUGUCAAAGAUGUGUUUACUUUAAUGUGGAGACAACAUAGGCGGAGGGAACUAGAGAAGCUGAACAUGGAGGGUGAGGUCCAGAUACCCGCAACUUGUAGAAUAUUCCCGAACACCAAGUUUGGGCUAAAUGGCCGGACAAUUCUAAUCCUGGCCAAAGAGUGGCUAUCCCACCUGUAUACAGUGACCGACCCCACCUCUGGACGAUUGAGCUACACCGGCUUGUACGUGCAGGUGAUUGAAGUGUUGGCCGAGAUGCUCAACUUCACCGUCCAGUUCACGCCUGACCCGGGGUUAGACAAAAACUUAACUUGGGAGAGAUUCACAGACAGUGUCGGGGGGUCAGAGGUCGAUAUGGGCGCCACCACCUACAUGACCAGUUCCCAAAUCUAUUACAACCACACGGUUUCGUUCCCACUCAUAAGCAGCAACAUCAGCGCCGUGUACAUGAACUCUGCCAGACCGGAGAUUAGCUCUCCACUCAAACUGUUCCAGGUCAGUGUUUACGCUUCACUGCUCUUAGCGCUCGUCUUCACAAUGAUGUUAUACCUGCUGAUUCUCUGGGUGUCACCUGAGGUUAAAGAACGCUCAAAUAAUAUGCCCAUUAGGAGAUCUAAAUACCGACACCAAAUGCCCAGCAAAGAGCUACAUAGCGUAUCAACACAAACUGUAUUCACUGAGUUAAGUACUAUUUGCCCUGAACAAACCACUGGGAAAGACUUUACUAACAUUAAAACUAAUGUCCAUACCCGUGGUGUCGUAUGUACAUCAGAUAAAGCUUCAUCUCAAACGAGUUACGUCAGUGAAAAGAACGAGACAAAUGACACGAGUAAGUUUACUGAAGGCAGUAUCAAACAAACACGAAAAUCAUUGAAAACUUCAAAACAAAGCUUGGCUAUGUGCAGAAAUGGAAAUUCCAUAGAACUGCUUGUUGCUUUAUUUUUUACUUUCGUUGGUUCAAUAUUUACACAAGACAGUCUACCAACCCCAUCAGACCAAUCGGCACGUAUCUUACUCUUUUCUUGGUGUCUGAUGCUUCUUAUUUUAACUGCCACCUUCACCGGUAAUAUAACAGCGGAUCUGGUCGAUCAAGGAAAAGUUAUCCCAUUCUCUACUUUAGAAGAGCUGAUAGCAAGGGGAGAUUAUAAAUGGGGUCUUUUCAAUGAAUCUUCUUUUUUAAACGUCAUGAAGAAUGCCAAAAAUGGUUCUCUGUUAAAGGUACUUUAUGAUAAAAUGGAACAGUUUGCCUUAACGGACCCGAGCGUCAUCGGAACAAUUGAAGACCAAAUUCGUAAAUUAAACACCGAGAGAUACGUUACGUUUUUCUUUAGCAGCGACCGUGAAUAUUUAAACGAAUUCUUGACUGACCCUUCCUCGCUUGUGUUUCUCAAAGAUUAUAUUAUGACCAUUUAUCUUGGAUUUAAUUUCCCAAAGAAGUCAAAACUUGCGAAGGUGGUCUCAGAGAAGAUGAUGCUGAUGUCAGACAUGGGUCUUUUGGAGUGCUUGGUGCGGAAGAACUUGAAAUCCCAAAGUUCAAACGCUACGAGCACUGACGCAGACUUGUCUUUGAAGGUUGAAUACAUGGGAGGGCUGUUCUAUUGUUGCGGGAUAGGGGUGUUGAUAUCAGUAGCCGUGUUGUUGUUAGAGUGUGUCUACAGUAAAAUGUGUCAGGUGAUUCUACGACAAACAGAAAGACGUGGUUCUAUUAAGACUGAACCAUAAUAUUGUUUAAUAUGGAAUAAUGAACUGGUAUUGUUUAUUGACUAAUGCGGUGUCAGAUAACAGCUGAGGUUAUUGUUUACAGUAGAAG